AUGUUUGCUGGAGCAGAGGCACGCAUAAACAUUUCGUUGAAUCGAGGGCUCGGAGCGAACGCGGUGUACCCUGGCUCGGUGACGUGCAUCGAGGUGGUGGAGGCGUACGUGGAGAGGAUCAAGGAGGUGAAUCCCCUCAUCAAUGCCGUGGUUAAGGACAGGUUUGAGGAGGCCUUGCAGGAAGCCCGGCAGGUGGACAAGCUGCUUUUGGAGGGCCCUGGCGAUGACUGCCUGGAGGAGAAGUUCCCCUUGUUGGGGGUUCCCUUCACUGUUAAGGAGGCCUUUUCUCUCUACGGGAUGCCAAACACCUCUGGCUUGGUCAACCGCCGCAAUGUGAUCGCCACCUCGGAUGCCACGGUGGUGUCGCGGCUGAAGCAGGCAGGUGCCAUCCCACUGGGUGUCACCAACUGCAGCGAGCUCUGCAUGUGGUACGAGUCCAGCAACAGGGUCUACGGGCGGACCAACAAUCCCUACGACCUGCAGAGGAUUGUGGGCGGCAGCUCAGGUGGGGAGGGCAGUGUCCUGGCAGCUGCCUGCUCAGUCGUAGGUGUGGGCUCUGACAUCGGUGGCAGUAUCCGGAUGCCUGCCUUCUUCAAUGGAGUCUUUGGCCAUAAACCCACAACAGGGGUGGUGCCCAACGACGGCCAGUUCCCAAACGCCCACGGGGUGCGGACCAGCUACCUGUGCACGGGGCCCAUGUGCCGCUAUGCGGAGGACCUGGAACCUGUGUUGAGAGUCAUGGCCGGUCCUGGGGUCAGCAAGCUGAAACUGAAUGAGAAAGUGUCACUGGAGAAGAUCAAAUUCCACUGCAUGGAUCAUGACGGCGGAUCCAUUUUUGUAUCACCUGUGGACAAGGAGAUCUUGCAGGCCCAAAAGAAGGUAGUGGAGCACCUCGAAAGUGACCUCGGGGUCCGGGUUCAGCGUGUGGCAAUCCACAAGAUGAAGUAUUCUUUCCAGAUCUGGUCAGCCAUGAUGUUAUCCGAGGACAGCGAGGGGCAGGAGGCACAAAGAUUCAUUGACCUGCUGGGGGACCAUGGGAAGCCAGUGUGGCCGCUGUGGGAGCUGAUGAAGUGGCUCGUGGGGAUGUCUUCUCACACUCUCCCAGCUAUCGCCCUGGGACUGACAGAGAAGCUGGUGAACCUCAACCUCAGUGGGAAGGCCAAGCUGGUGAGCAUGGGGAAGAGCCUACAGGAGGAGAUGGAGGCACUGCUGGGGCCAGACGGGGUGCUCCUCUACCCCUCGCACCCCACCAUCGCCCCCAAGCACCACUCCCCCAUCUGCAUGCCCUUCAAUUUUGCCUACACAGCCAUCUUCAAUGUCCUGGGCCUGCCGGUGACACAGUGCCCGCUGGGGCUGGGCAGCGAGGGGCUGCCGCUGGGCAUCCAGCUGGUGGCAGCCGCCUACAACGACCACUUGACACUGGCAGUAGCUCAGUACCUGGAGAAAGCCUUUGGAGGAUGGGUUUUACCAGGGAAAGUUUGACCUUGGGAGGCAGGGACAGAGGUGGUGACAAGUGCUGAUGCUCAAUCCUGUCAUGGCACUGUCUGCUCCCUCUGCAUCCCCCUUGUGCCCUGCUGGGAGUGGCUGGUGAUGCCUCCAGCCCAGGAACAGCUGGGCCAUUGCCAUUGGAGUCUUCAUCCCUGUGGCACCCUCUCUCAGGGAGAGACCUGCCUUUCCCAACCCCCUCAGGAACCCCAGUGCCGCAGUCUGAGGAUGUCCUGCCUGCAUCCUGCCUGCAAUGGGCACAUGCCCACCUUUUCCAGACCAUGGAGUUGGCCAGUUCUGUAACUUUUGUGCUUUCAAAACACUGAGAGCCGGGCAGAAGACAUGCUUCCAAACUGCUGGGGGCAGCUGAGCCACACCCCUUGGGGCUGCCUGGGCCUCCUUGACCUGACUGUACUCACAGUCCUCCCAAACUCCUGCAGGCAUCCCCCCCACCCUCUGACCACAAAGGAUGAGGGGUUGAAGGGCCUGGAGCAGCCCUAGGCCUGCCUGGCCAGCAGUGCUUUGUGGGGUGCUGGUUGCUGGGCUCUGCAGUGUGCAGCUGUCAGGCACAGCACUGGCUAAAGCAUCUCCUCUUUGUGUCUUCCUCUUCUCUCUGGGGGUAUCAUCCUGCCUGACUGGUGUACCUGUCCUGCUGAGCUGCCUGGCCUCUGCCCCAGGAGCAGACAUGGCCAACAAUGUGAGUUCAUCUGAGCAGGCAGCAAGCACAAGUUGUUCUCAUUAAGGAAGGUAUUAAAGAGCCUGUCCAGUUUA
Molecule: messenger RNA, 2256 nt
Organism: Cyanistes caeruleus (blue tit)
Lineage: Eukaryota; Metazoa; Chordata; Aves; Passeriformes; Paridae
Source: RefSeq, a predicted model, not a curated record